CUAUAAAAAAAAAAAAAAAAUGGUAGCAACAUUGUAUGACCAAUCAUGGCAUCAGAGUAAACGACUUAACAUGGAGCAAGAAGAAGGCAACCUCGAAAGGCUUCUGAAAUGGGCGGCGGAGUGUGGGAUAUCAGACUCAAAAUGUCGCGGGCUUUCGUGUUUGGGCCACUCUCUCGUCGUCUCCUACUUCCAUGGCGCAGGAGAGGUUUGGGCGCUGCUCGUGAUCUUGAAAAAGGAGAGUUAGUUCUCAAAGUUCCAAAAUGGGCUCUGUUUACAAGGGAAAGUUUGUUGUUGAAAGAUGAUCAACUCUCUGUUGCUGUCAAUGCCCAUAGCUCUCUCUCCUCUACCCAGACAUUGACGGUUUGUUUACUGUACGAAAUGGGUAAAGGGAAGACUUCAUGGUGGCACCCUUACCUGAUCAAUUUGCCGCGCAGUUAUGACAUUAUAGCAACAUUUGGUGAAUUUGAGAAGCAAGCUAUGCAGGUGGACGAUGCUAUCUGGGCUGCUGAUAAGGCCAUUUCCAAGGCUGAGUUUGAGUGGAAAGAGACCAAUGCACUCAUGGAACAACUUAAGCUCAAGCCGCAACUUCGGACAUUUAGGGCAUGGCUUUGGGCUUCUGCAACUGUAUCCUCACGGACGAUGCAUAUACCAUGGGAUGGAGCUGGGUGUUUAUGUCCUGUGGGAGACUUAUUUAAUUAUUCUGCACCUGUAGAAGAAUCUGAUUUUGAAAAUAUGGAGCAUAGAACACAUGACUUGGCCUUACAGGAUAUCUCUACAGUGAACGGGGAAACUUCGUGUAUUCUAGAUAUGGAGCAGCUUGAUUCUGAUUCGGGAAGAUUAACUGAUGGCAGGUUUGAGAACGAUGUUGGGGCAUAUUGCUUCUAUGCGAAGAAAAGUUAUAGAAAAGGAGAGCAGGUGCUUUUGAGCUAUGGAACAUACACAAAUUUGGAGCUUCUUGAGCACUAUGGCUUUCUCUUAAAUGAAAAUCCAAAUGACAAAGUUUUUGUUCCCUUAGAACCAGAAAUAUAUUCCUCUUGUUCAUGGCCUAAGGAGUCCCUAUAUAUCCAUCAAAGUGGAAAGCCCUCUUUUGCUCUACUUUCGGCUCUGCGAUUAUGGGCAACCCCAGCAAACCGGCGAAGAUCUGUUGGACACCUUGCUUAUUCAGGGCUUCAACUCUCAGUUGAAAAUGAGUUAUUUGUUAUGAGAUGGAUUUCAAACAAGUGUAACAGUACUAUGAAGAAUCUGCCAACAACUUUUGAAGAAGAUAGUCUUCUAUUAAGUGUCAUUGACAAAAUCCAAAAUGUUAAUGCCCCUUUGGAGUUUGCAAAUGUUUCAUCUGUAUCAACAGAUGAGAUUUGUACUUUUAGGGCUAAUGUUUUGAAGAAGGGAGAAACAGAUUCCAAAACACUUGUGUCAGGGAAAAUGCAGCGGUCAAGGGAGAGGUGGAAAUUAGCUGUCAAGUGGAGGCUUGGUUAUAAGAAAAUUCUAGUUGAUUGUAUUUCUGUCUGUGAUGAAAUGAUACGUGUUCUAUGUUCUCAAAUAUCUCAUUCCUAAAGCUAAAUUAGAUGUGAUAUUGGCUUUCUUUCUUCGAUCAUGUUAACAGUGAAAACAACCUAUUGACUUGCUCUUUCACUCCAGCCAUCUCACGAUUCUGUUAUGGAAGCUAAUACAGAGGAUGAUCAAGGUAUAUCGCUGGAAAAAUGGUGUGGCAUCCUAAUAUUCCAGCUUCAGCUGUGUGUUUGGAAAGCACGUCAGUCAAUUCUUCCUAAUUUCAUUGUCGCUUUCUAAACAUGUUUGUGUGGAGAGUGUUAUUUGUCCAUUAUAUGCAGAAAAGCCCGAGACUACUCUCCCUCUUUUGUUGCACUUGCUCUUUCACUCAGAAGGUCAUUAGGGCAAAUCCAAAGCUUCCACAGAGUGUUUCUUGAAUUCAAUCACUUUCCAUUCAUUCAAGUCUUGGUUGUUAUACUGCUUUCAAGCAUUGUCAAGGCCCCCAUAAUCUGCUGUUUCUCAUAUGGGGAGAUGGCCUGAUAAGAAUGCUAGAAUUUGGGAGCAUAAAGAAGCUACUGCAGGUGAUAUCGUUUUUCUCUCUAAUGCUUGGCUUCAUGAUUAUCAGGUGAAACCUAAAGCCAUAUACCUUCGUCAAGGCUCAUUGUGUUGGAAAUCUCCAACAGAAGGCUGGCUAAAGGUCAAUUUUAUGGCGAUUUUUCAUCGAAUAAUAGUAUUGGUGGGUUUGGUGUCGUCAGAGGAGACAUGUUAGGUGUCCUUGGCAGUACAUACUUCAAAUUGUCUAGUGUUCAGCUUGGAGCCCUUGCAAUCACAAGUGGUGUAGAGAAGUUGUUCGAUAAGUGCAUGAGAAAAAGAUAUGAAACUGAUUCUCUUCAACUUCAGCAAGUAGUGUAGGUGCCUAUUCAAGUACAACUUCUUUGCCGCCGUCGUCUCUACAACGACAUUGCUCAAGGAUUCGCUAUUCUUCCGGGUGCAUCUAUCAGCUACGGGUUCAUACAGACCAACCAAUUUGACGCGAUAUGUCCUUGUUGAAUGAUAAACAUAAUUGAUGGGGGAUCUAUUCCUGCAUCUUUUCUUUCUAAUGUACAAGAUUAUGCUCCUUUUUGUUGCUGAAAUCCAGCGCUUAGUACCUUGUUUUCCUAAUGUUAGUUGGACUUGGUCCGGCAGGAAAAGCAAAUUUAGCAGCCGACUGUUUUGCUAAGUUAGCUUAAAAGUAACUAUCCAACAGAUAAUGGUUUCUCGAAAA
Messenger RNA from Rosa chinensis, 2752 nucleotides. Its product is annotated as protein SET DOMAIN GROUP 40. The record is from RefSeq and is a predicted model, not a curated record. Gene Ontology annotation, biological process: peptidyl-lysine monomethylation. The coding region runs from base 109 to 1554 and encodes 481 amino acids. The transcript is spliced from 6 exons. Gene Ontology annotation, molecular function: protein-lysine N-methyltransferase activity; protein binding. Lineage: Eukaryota; Viridiplantae; Streptophyta; Magnoliopsida; Rosales; Rosaceae.